AUGAGCCUGGAGAAUGAAGACAUAUGGAGACAAGAGAUGGAAAAUGGCUGCCCGUUCUGCACUCUCCUUUACGAAGCUGUUAGGAAGCUCUACGGAGACUAUUUGACUGAGGGCCGGUCCCUCAAAUGGACGGUUCCCUAUCCACGUACGCCGGAGGCCAUCCGCGAUGACGGUGGAAACUCGAUUUACUUUUGUGUCCCUGAUGACGGCGAUCUGGCUCUUCGUUUGCGAAGGUUCCCCAACUUGUGGCGUGGCAAAGGGCCCUCGGGCGAUGUGAAGCCCAUCCUUCGCAAUACAGCCUCGGAAGAUACACUACAGACGAUCACGGGCUGGAUCAAUGAGUGCACUUCUACCCAUCCUCUUUGCAGCAAUGCCGACAUCGCCCGGUUACCGACACGGGUCAUUGACGUUGGAUCGGGGGAAGACAACAUACGCCUGCAAGAGACAGGACAGUCCACGGGGGUGUAUGCAUGCUUGAGUCAUCCGUGGGGCAAACGGCCUUUGGUGCGCACGCUCAAAGAUAACUUCUCCCAGUUCAAGAGUGGAAUUCCCUGGUCAACACUUCCGCGGACGUUCCAAGACGCCAUCGACUUCACCCGCAGGCUCGGUCUGCAAUACAUAUGGAUCGACUCCCUCUGCAUCAUUCAAGAUGAUUCCCUGGACUGGCAAAAAGAAGCAGCUCAGAUGGCAAACAUCUACCAGCAUGCCUACGUCACAUUGGCAGCUUCUAAGGCGACCGACUCUAGUCGGGGGCUCUACACCUCGUCCCCAGACCCAAAGUACCAGGCCCAACAGCUUUCGCUUGUCAAUGAUGUUGAUGACACAGAUUUCCCGCUACAAGUCUGCUCUGAUCUCCUUCAUAUAGAUGGCUUCUUCGACUUCUUUCCCAUUUCUCGACGGGCUUGGGUGUAUCAAGAACGGCUACUUUCCGCGAGAGUCGUGCACUUUGCCGGCGCGGAGGUCAAUUGGGAGUGCAAUUCAGCGAGAAACUGCGAGUGCGGCCAAAUUUCGUCAGGGGCGAGCGUCUUGCCCGACAAGAUUCAUUUUGCCGGCAGCUUAGCAGAGUUGAACGGGAAGUUCAAAGGGAAACGCCGAGAGCUUGCAGAAGCGACCAGCGACACCACCGACAUAACAACUGAUUACAGCAAGUUUUCGAGCUCGCUCCUUCAAUCGCCUCAAUGGGGUCAAAGCGUGAAGGCUUGGAGACAGGCGGUAAAACAAUACGCACAACUUAACUUGACCUUUUCAAAGGACAGGUUCCCUGCUCUCGCUGGUAUUGCCAAGAUGUGGAACCCACAAUAUCAGGACCAAUACUUCGCUGGACUUUGGAGAGAUUCCAUUCAUCUGGAUCUGCUCUGGCUUGUGUACAAGCCUGGACGGAGGCCCGAUGAGUGGAGAGCUCCCACAUGGUCAUGGGCUUCUCUCGAACAUGAACACCAAGAAUUUCUUCGUUUCGACUCGGAUUUCGAUUGUCUAAACUCGGGGAAAGGAAGUUGGUUCUCUCUGGGCAAGACAGGGACCGAAGAUUAUGCCCCUGUUGCAGAGGUCUUGGAAGCUGUGUGUGUUCCUGCUGGUAUUGAUCCUACUGGAGAGCUUAGCUCCGCGCAUCUCUUGCUGUCGACCAACGCUCUCCAUGGAACUCUUGUUAAGUGGCCUGGAGUCUUCGUUGAAUACGGAUGCAGUCCAAUUUGGCUUGUAAUUGGAGACAUGUGGGUUGCUCAAGGUGACACACAUACUCGGGGAUUUCAGUUGGAUACACCGAUUACCAACACACCAGGACCAUGGUCGAUGCCUGUUCAGAUCAUCCGUAUCACGGAUUUCGGCUUGAAGACCGGUAAUUUUCCUGAGAUGGCGUGUCUCGUCAUUCGGGAGAAAGGUUCAGCGAUGACUGGCGAGGCUGAGUAUGAGCGAAUUGGGGAUCAGGACGUCACAUAUUCAAACUUAUAUAAUGCUUAG
This is a messenger RNA of Colletotrichum siamense, 1956 nucleotides long. RefSeq lists its product as uncharacterized. The record is from RefSeq and is a predicted model, not a curated record. Bases 1 to 1956 code for a protein of 651 amino acids. NCBI's taxonomy places the organism in Eukaryota, Fungi, Ascomycota, Sordariomycetes, Glomerellales, Glomerellaceae. The transcript is spliced from 3 exons.